UCAUCUUCAGCUGCGAUCAAAUGCAAAGAACGAACAUCGCGUCCCUCUCAUCUAAAAUAAAUAUUAGGCCGUCUGUGCUGUUUGCACUGUGCACACACACACGCGCUGUAAAAUAAAUAAUAAAGGGGUCAGGCCAAAUUCAGAUGUAUGUCAUGGUCACGUCCGUAUCAAUGGUCAAAGCCCGUUCUCUCUGUCUGCAGUUCGCCGUCGGAGCCUCGGCCUGUGCAGCUCUGUGUCAUGCUACAGUGCUUCAAACGUCUUCAGCAGCCGGCCAGCUGUCAGAGGACUCUCAGUGCACUCGACAGUCUUUGUGGAGCCAGAAAGCCGUACCAAGAAGUGAUAGACGUCUCCUUGGGUGAUCCGCACAGGGCAGGUGUGAAACCUCUGUCAUAUGUCCGACAGGUUCUUGCUGCUUGUAUUUACCCUCAGUUGUUGGACAGCACCGGACUGCCGGUGGACGUCAGACAGAGGGCUCGUAAGCUGCUUGGGGACUGUGCUGGAGGGAGUGUAGGUUCUUACACUGAAACAGCAGGUAUAGCUCAAGUAAUCCGCAGGAUCUCUGAGUUCAUAAUGAGAAGAGAUGGUGGGGUUCCGUCUUACCCUGAAAACAUAUACAUCAGCCCCGGCUCGCGGUGGUCAGUCAUGAACACUUUCAACAUGAUGGUGAACAACAAGGGGCCCCUCAGAACAGGGGUGCUGACUCCAGUGCCAUGCCAGUCCUGUACCAUUAUGUCCAUAACCAUGCUGGGAGCAGCUGUUGUUCCCUACUACCUCAACGAGGAGCAGGGUUGGGAGCUGCAGGUCGAGGAGCUGCAUCGAGCGCUGGAAUCGUCAAAGGGGAUGUGUAACACUGUAGCCCUGUACGUCAACAACCCUGGAAAUCCCUCAGGUCAUGUUCAAAGCAGAAAAUCGAUGCAACAGGUGGUCCGGUUUGUCUCAGAGAACAGGCUCUUCCUUCUGGCAGAUGAGGUCUAUCAGGACUGUGUUUAUGGGGAAAAGAGCGAGUUUCUCUCUUACAAGAGCGUUCUGUCUGAGAUGGGCCCUCCUUUUUCAGACACAGUGGAGCUGGCGUCCUUCCACUCAGUAGCCCAAGGCUUCAUGGGAGAGUGUGGUCUGCGUAGCGGAUAUGUGGAGCUGGUAAAUCUGGACCCCACUGUUAUGAAACACGUCUACACACAGUUCUCCAAAGACAGCUGUUCGCCUGUGUUGGGUCAGCUUGCCCUGGAUCUUAUGCUGCACCCUCCACAACCAGGAGAUCCCUCAUACCCCCUUUAUAAAGAGGAGAUACAAAACAUCAGGAGCACGCUGGUUCGAAAUGUGAAGAGAGUUGCUGAGGUUGUAAACAGUCUGCCGGGUUUCUGCUGCCAACCAGUGGAAGGAGGAGCAUUUGUGUUCCCCAGACUGUAUCUCCCACCUAAAGCCAUUCAGAAAGCAGAGGAAGUGGGAAUGCAACCAGAUACGUUCUACUGUGCCAGACUGCUAGAGGAGGCUGGUGUGUUUAUCAGUCCUGGUUGUGAGGACGGACAAAAGGAGGGCACCCACCACAUCAGAUUUUCCAUCAUGACAGCUGAGAAGACUAUGGAAGAAUUACUGAGCCGCCUGACCUGCUUUCACACACAGUUUAUGAAGGAUUUUUCUUAAGCAAAAGGCACUUAAGGGGAUAAAUAAGAAUUAUUUUCUCCCUGUCACUUACUUGUAUCUGAAAAAAACAAACCAAUCAUUUUCCUUAUGUUGGCAUGUGAACAUUUAUUGCAGUAAGUAGGAAAUUAUUUACUGCAUGCAGUUUAUUAUAAUAACCUUUCUCUUUACUUUUUUAGAGUAAUAUUCAACUUCUGCUAUUCAGAAAGCAAAUAACCAUUAAAUAACAAACUACAGUCCAAAAUCCAAACCAAUGGAUUUUCUUUCACCACGCAGAGUUCAUCAUUUAUAUGAACAAUAACAGUAGGAGACGGCAGUCCACCGCGCGUCUCAGCUCUUCAAGAGUCCUGAUUGGCUCGGCACAUUCAGUAUUAUCUCAAGGAGUCACAAAUUCUCAAAAAAACAAAAACCUGUACAAAUGAGAUACCGUCAUCCUCUUUGGUUCCU
Molecule: messenger RNA, 2085 nt
Organism: Chelmon rostratus (copperband butterflyfish)
Lineage: Eukaryota; Metazoa; Chordata; Actinopteri; Chaetodontiformes; Chaetodontidae
Product: alanine aminotransferase 1-like
Exons: 11
Coding region: 148-1641 (497 amino acids)
Biological process (GO): biosynthetic process
Molecular function (GO): pyridoxal phosphate binding; L-alanine:2-oxoglutarate transaminase activity
Source: RefSeq, a predicted model, not a curated record